UUCGAUGUAGUUUCAGCUGAUCAGUCAUCGAUUUAGGGUUGAGGGUGCCACUGCGUGAUGGGGGCCAAUACAGUACCUCUGGCCAUAUUCCUAGUGUUCCUAGGAUGUGCCUCCAACGUAGUCAUUCUGGAGAUGAUCGUCAAGUGAGCAAGGAAGCUAUCUACAGCUAUGGCAGUUGCAAGCUCUAGCUCGUGCCAGCCCCCUCGCAAGGAGACUCUUGCCUUCGCGAGACUUAUGCGAGAUGUCAUAUCUAUAUUUAGUGUUUUAUUUCUGUCCCUCUGUCGUCAGAGAGGACUCGGGGGCUGGAAACAUCGUCACGUUCUGUCAGUUUCUCUUCAUCUCGGUGGAAGGACUGUUCUUCGUCUCUCAUUUUUUCACAGUCCCUCCAAUCAUUCCUAUUAGAAAGUAUAUGAUAAUGGUGAUUCUCUACUUCUGUGUGAGUGUCAUCAACAACUACUCCCUAAUCUUCGACAUUCCCAUGCCACUCCACAUGAUAUUCAGAGCGGGCUCUCUGAUGGCUAAUAUGAUACUGGGUAUUCUCCCUACUGAGCAAAAGAUAUCCUCUGUCCAAGUAUCUGUCAGUGGCCAUGAUAACUGUGGGGAUCUCCAUUGCCACCCUUGCCUCUGCUGGACAAAUGCAAGAGCAAGAUGAUGAUAGUGAAAGGGAGACAGAGGAUGAAGGGACGUGGAGAAUCAUGAAACUCCUCAGUGGCAUAGCCUUUCUUCUACUGGCUCUGUUUCUAUCAGCCUACAUGGGCAUCUACCAGGAGAAGAUCUACGCAGCACAUGGAAAACACGCACGAGAAGCCAUGUUUUAUAAUCAUGCCCUUCCCCUGCCGGGGUUCCUGCUGCUAGCUCCAGACAUUUGGAGCAGGAUGAAGACCUUCUCUGCCUCAACACCAGUGUCAUUAGGACCACUGUCACUGCCGUACAUGUGGGCCUAUCUGAUAGCAAACUGCAUCACACAGUACGUGUGCAUCAGGGGAGUCUUCACACUCACAACACAGUGUACCUCGCUAUUCGUGACACUGGUGGUCACGCUCAGGAAGUUCUUCAGUCUCAUCGUCUCCAUCUUCUACUUUCACAACCCGUUUACCGCCCAGCACUGGCUGGCGACUGCCCUGGUUUUUACCGGGACACUUCUGUUCAGCGGAACACUGCAGACUCUGGGUCGCACCGUUUUAGGAUUGGACAGGGAGAAGAAGAAAACGACGUAAUCGUAGAUGAAACUCAUUCCAACCACCC
Messenger RNA from Geodia barretti, 1245 nucleotides. Lineage: Eukaryota; Metazoa; Porifera; Demospongiae; Tetractinellida; Geodiidae. The record is from the annotation of a GenBank genome assembly.